CAUUGAUACCGCAGAGUACGUUUUAACUUCCGGGUUGCGCGGUUCUCGCAGUUCAUCAAGCUAAUGCGAGCUAGUCAUCUCGCUGUUAAUAACGGCUUUAGUUUAAAUAAGAAGAAACAACGUCUGUUUGGUCUGGGAACUUGAUUACAACUUCUUAGGCAUUGUAAAGUCUGUAUGGCCACUAUACAUGGAUGGUGAGAGUGACAUGUCAGGAUGUGGAUGGAAAUCAUUUGCUGAAAGAUAACUGUAAUUAGCUGUUCCUUGGAAAUUUCCUGGAUUGGUGAAACUGUCUCCACAUAUUCCGUCAUGUCAUUACCAAAGGAGUCAGGGAACCGAGGAAAAGAUCGAGAGAGGGGGGCUCGUCCCAAGGUGAGACAGAGCCGGUCAGAGGAGAGACGAGAUGCAGGCGGUGGAAGGAAAGGUGGAAAGGGGAAGAAAAAAGGCCUUUCCUCCCACGACGCUGCGGCUGAGCGACCUGUCAGUGAUGGCUUUGAGUAUGGUGAGCUGUUGAGUGAACUGGAGACCAGAGACCAAUCUUCCCCUUCCCCUCUGAGGGAUAGUUGGAGAUGGCAGGGCUUUGAAGUAGCUGCCUCAUUACUAGGACAGGAACGAGUAACAGCAAGACCAACUCUGGGAGCGACUGGCUCUGCUGCAGAGUUACCCACAUCUAGUGAAGGUGAGGGGAGAGGGUCAAGCAGCAGUCGCACUCUCAGGCAAAAAAUCCAAGAUGCAAUGGGGCAGUGUUUCCCAAUAAAGACACACACUGCAGCGGCACCAGCUCCAUUGCCGCAGGCUCUUUCAUCAUCAAGUGCCUGUGGCUCUUCGAGGCGCAAGAUCCAUCUCAGUGAGUUGAUGUUGGAUGACUGCCCUUUCCCUGUAGGAUCAGAGCUGGCUCAGAAAUGGUAUCUCAUUAAACAACACACGGCCCCCAUUACCCAGCCUCCCCUGCUAGAUUCUACAGUAGUGUGCACUGCCCCAACUUCAGCCAUGGCAGUUGCAGUGGAGGAUGUGGAUGACCGAUUACGAGAGCGCAGGCGCAUCAGCAUUGAACAAGGGGUUGAGCCACCUCCCAAUGCAGAGAUCCACACAUUUGAGGUUACAGCCCAAAUUAACCCUCUCUACAAGCACGGCCCAAAGCUGGCUCAUGGUAUGAAUGACUUAGCUGAGACUGACAGAACCUCCGUCCAUCAGCAACAGCAGCUUCUUCUCCAAAGACAGCAGCAACACCAACUCCUCUUACAGAGCUGUUUGGACACUCUGGAUGAAGUUGCAGCCUCAGCCUCUGCAUCAGCCUCUGUCCACACCUGCGACGCUGUCUCCGACGCUUUGGUUGACCCAGACAUAACUGCGACCAGCAUGACCUCUGGAGAAAUUCUUCCUCAGACUGAGCAUCACAAAUCUCACGAUAGCUACCGCAUUCACACUCAGAUUGAUUACAUUCACUGUUUAGUUCCAGACCUGCUGCAGAUCACAAACCUCCCAUGUUACUGGGGAGUCAUGGACCGCUACGAGGCAGAGACAUUGCUGGAGGGAAAGCCUGAAGGCACCUUUCUACUGCGGGACUCUGCCCAGGAAGACUACCUCUUUUCAGUUAGCUUCCGCCGCUAUGGCCGCUCACUACAUGCACGUAUUGAACAGUGGAAUCACAACUUUAGCUUUGAUGUUCAUGACCCCAGUGUCUUCCACGCGCCCACAGUUACAGGACUGCUAGAGCACUACAAGGAUCCCAACUCCUGCAUGUUCUUCGAGCCCCUCCUGUCCAACCCCAUCCACCGCACACAGCCCUUCAGCUUGCAGCACAUCUGUCGAGCGGUCAUUAGCAGCUGCACCACCUAUGAUGGCAUUAAUAUGCUUCCCAUUCCAAAUGCUUUAAAAAAGCACCUGAAAGAAUACCACUAUAAACAAAGAGUACGUGUACGGCGAAUGGAUACCUGGUGGGAAUGAAAAACAACAAAACACUGACUUAGAGAAACUUCCAAAUACAUUUUUAAUGCAAGUCUCACUAAACUGAACUGAGAAGUGAGUCUUAUUCUUCACUCCGUUUGGCUGUAUUAACCUACACCACACUGUACUUAUUUAUUAUAUUCCUGCUGUACAGGUCUUAACAAAUUGUACUAAACAACACUGAUGAGGCAAUAUGUAAUCUCACUGUUCUUGCACAUUCAGUUCUUUAUCCUCAAAUUAAACAGACUUAUUUAGAUGUGUGUUGUUCACGGCUAUCCUCACAUAUCAUCUGUGUUUUCAAGUGUGACUAAAUCAGCUUAAUUAUCUAACGAUGGGGGGGGGAGAGUCCUAGAGUGAAAGGAGAUGAUUAUAAUCAAGUUGUUCAUCAGUCACGUGCUGAGAAGGUGAAACACGCACUGACAAGGUUUCUUUCUUGUAAGUGAGGUGCUGAAGUACAGCACGUCUGUGGUAUUAAUCAUAAUUGCCUACAUAGCCCAGGGCUGAUCAUAAGGGAUGACAGUUAGGUGCAUAUGCUACGUGGUCCUAUUAAAGAUGCAAAGGCUUGUCACUCACUGGAUUUGAUAAUGUGCUCACAUUAGUUUUGAGUUUAAUUUUUACUUUUAACUGCAAUUAAAGACUAACUAACA
Messenger RNA from Haplochromis burtoni (Burton's mouthbrooder), 2591 nucleotides. RefSeq names its product suppressor of cytokine signaling 9 (gene socs9). The transcript has 2 exons. Bases 307 to 1944 code for a protein of 545 amino acids. Lineage: Eukaryota; Metazoa; Chordata; Actinopteri; Cichliformes; Cichlidae. Gene Ontology annotation, cellular component: phosphatidylinositol 3-kinase complex. Gene Ontology annotation, molecular function: 1-phosphatidylinositol-3-kinase regulator activity. The record is from RefSeq and is a predicted model, not a curated record. Gene Ontology annotation, biological process: intracellular signal transduction; phosphatidylinositol phosphate biosynthetic process.